Molecule: messenger RNA, 729 nt
Organism: Clonostachys solani
Lineage: Eukaryota; Fungi; Ascomycota; Sordariomycetes; Hypocreales; Bionectriaceae
Source: the annotation of a GenBank genome assembly
AUGGAGACCAUCAACAACGUAGCCUCGGCUGCUGCAAAGGUAAUUCUGGGUGAAGGCAAUACUAGUAAAGAACCCAUUUCUGGCGCAAAAGGAGAUGUUACUCAAGGCGAACCCUAUGACGCCGGCAACCUAGAGACGCCCGGCCAGCAACAGGUGGAAAAGCGUCUGGAGCUCGGAGAGAGUGAUCUUAAGCCCAGUGAAACAGCUGCGGUCACAACUCACCCUUCGAGUGGCGGUCCCCUUGAGGGGCAGGAGGCAGAUGGAAAGACUACCGAGAGAAAAGAGCCAAUCGAAAAGACCACCAAGGGAAAGGAGGCAAUUGAGAAGACCCCCGAAUCCGAUAAUAACCCAGACGAAUCCGACCCCCCAUCUCCAACAGGUCCGGGCCCCAGACCACUACCUGUACUAGCUAAAGAACACAACGGUGAUGCUGGUCGCAUUGAUGAUCAACAAUCCAAGGCAAAGACCGACGAAGCAGCCAAGGUAACUCCCGACGAGACCUCUGAUGCUGGAAGUAAAGCUCCUGCCCAGGAAUAUGUUAAGAGCACCGGCUUCGCCGCCGAGGGGGGGGAUUUUGAUGCCACCAAGCCUGGUGCUGGCAAGGAGGCUGACCGCCUGCUCGGAAAGGGCGGCGCUGCCCACAGCGACUCCGACCACCCUGAGAAGCAUUCGUCAAAGAGUAAACCCAGCCUAGGCGAGCGAAUCAAGGCGAAACUUCACAAGCAUUGA